Molecule: messenger RNA, 1104 nt
Organism: Bufo bufo (common toad)
Lineage: Eukaryota; Metazoa; Chordata; Amphibia; Anura; Bufonidae
Gene: JUNB
Product: JunB proto-oncogene, AP-1 transcription factor subunit
Exons: 1
Coding region: 117-962 (281 amino acids)
Biological process (GO): regulation of cell cycle; regulation of transcription by RNA polymerase II; regulation of cell population proliferation
Cellular component (GO): transcription regulator complex
Molecular function (GO): RNA polymerase II cis-regulatory region sequence-specific DNA binding; DNA-binding transcription factor activity, RNA polymerase II-specific; transcription factor binding
Source: RefSeq, a predicted model, not a curated record
UGAGCUGUCAGAAGGAAUAGAGCGUCCCGGGUGAGCACAGCGCCGUACUCAGCACUUUCCCGCCUUCUCCAGCUCCUGUCAGGCGGCCGUCACCCCCCGCUCUCCUAUCCGGUCUCAUGUGCUCCCAGAUGGAGCAGCCUUUCUACCACGACGACUCCAUGCUGUCCGCUUACUCCCGGCCAGACCCGUCCUUCCUGAAGCACAGCCUGUCCUCCUUCAACGAGCAGUACCGGAGCCAGAAGCCGGAGCUGUCCUACUACAUGGAGCAGCCGAGCCUGAAGAUGUCCGCCCCGGAGCUGGAGAGGCUGAUCAUCCACAGCGGCCCCGGCGUCAUUAACAGCGCGCCCGGGGGGCAGCUCCUCUACCGGGGCGGCACGGAGGAGCAGGAGGGCUUCGUGGACGGCUUCGUCAGGGCGCUGGACGAUCUCCACAAGAUGCACCGGGACGUGCCGCCGAACGUGUCCCUGGCGGGGGGGACCGCCACCCCGGUCAGCAACCCCGGCCUGUACGGGGGAGACCCGGCCAUCUACACCAACCUGUCCGCCUACAACUGCUACCGCCAGCCGUCCGCCACCAUCAGCUACCUCCCGCAGGCGGCGGCCAGCUACGGCCCUUCCCCGGUCUUCAAGGAGGAGCCGCAGACGGUACCGGACGCCGGCGGCAGCCGAGACAGCACUCCCGCCCCGAUGUCCCCCAUCAACAUGGAGGAGCAGGAGAAGAUCAAGGUGGAGAGGAAGCGCCUGCGGAACCGCCUGGCCGCCACCAAGUGCCGCAAGCGCAAGCUGGAGCGCAUCUCCCGCCUGGAGGACAAGGUGCGGGAGCUGAAGAGCGAGAACAGCGGCCUGAGCGGCACCGCGGGGGCUCUGCGGGAGCAGGUGGAGCAGCUGAAGGGCCGGGUGCGGGAGCAUGCCAGGCACGGGUGCCAGCUGCUGCUGGGCGGCAAGGGCCACUCUGUCUUCUGAGGGCGCCCCCUGCUGUCUAAGGACUGACCUGCACUAUCAGAGCCCAGCAGCGCCCCCUGCUGUCUGCCCGAUCUAUAGACUCGGCCCCCUGCAGGCUAUAGACUGAUCUACAUCUAAUGGGCAGCUGUGCCAGGGGCUGAUG